GGCACCAUAGACUCAAACGUUUGUUUUCCGGAGCUCACAAGCCGCACUGUAAAUUUGGACAUCGAGUUUAAAAGAAUGAAGGAAGACCAAAAAGCAACAGCCGUCAUCAAGUCAUAAAUCUGAAGCGUCAUUUUUUAUUAUUCUUUUUUUUUCCACUAUGGAAAAGAUCGAAUGUCACCGUCCGCAGGCUUUCGGGAGUUACAGGUGCGGAGAUGAGGAACAUCCAGCAAUUCAUCCAACAGAAAAAAAAAAUCAUUUGCAUCCAGUAAAGCAAUAUUUUCAAGUUUACUAAUGAAGCACUUUUGAUGCUCUUUCGGUUCGCGGCUGUGGGUCACAUUGACAGUUAAACGUUUCAGGGAUAAUGUUUAUCACUUAGUCAAGCUGUGUCUUUUUUUUCUCUCUCUUUUCUUUUUUUCAAGAGAGACUCUUAGCUCUCCUUUUAUAUAGAUUUAUCUAGGAUAAUCGGAAUUCCAACGCAAAAAAUAAAUAAAAAUAAAAAUACUCGAAUCCCCUGUGCUGCCCUGCUACUUCAUUAAUCGGACUGUCGCCCUUUUUUUUGUUGCAACCAAUAGGAAAACUCUGAGCAUGAAGGGUUUCAGCAUGCCUUGCUAACGCGCAUCAGCCAGAUUUGCUGUGGAAAAACGUCCUUACAUUUCUGAAAUAUUGAAAAUGUAUUAGAAAUAAGCAUCAACAGCAGCAAACAAAGAGAGAAUUCAAGAAUUGGAAGAAUACUUUCAUUUUGGAUUUUGGUGCAAAAAAAAAACUGAACUCAACUGGAAGAUGUCAAUAAAAACAGAAUAUAAAUUUAGGUUUUCGUAAUUUUUAUAACUAUUUUGGAAAAAUAUAAAGUUAUGUUUUAAUAUCGUAUGUUAUUUCAAUACUGACGUUUAUGGUUCGUUUUUUUUUUAUUUAUUUAAACAAAUUUGUUGAUAUUAAUCAGCUUAGGCAAUUUUCACUUUUUAGAACCUUUGCAAUUAAAAAGAUGAUUAGAAGCCAAAAGACUCUUAACGGCUGCGGAUAAAAUAUGAAAUUUUCGAGCGUAGCGAUGCUUACUCGCAUUUCUGAAGAAACAGAUAAGCAAUAAGUUGUAUUUCCUUUUCUUUUAUUCCUCCCACUCCCUCACUUUGGCUGCACGAUCAAGUCCCGUUCCUCUGGUCAAGUUCAGCGUGUUGUUCCCCCGGCCCUCGCGGACGCUUCUUAUUGGUAGGCUGCGACAGUUACAUCACGACGCUCGUGACGCGCACGUCUUCCUGUUUCCUUCAGCCGCGUCUUAAAGUGAAUCUUAGUGGCGGAGGAGCGCUCCAGCAGCAUCCAGUCCUCCGCUCUGCAUCCAGCGCGCCUCAGAGACGCACACACGCACAGCUUCUCUCUCACUCUCUCUCUCUCUCUCCCUCUCCCUCUCUCUCCUGUCUUCUUUCAAGGUCUCUCACUCUUUCGACCACAGCUGAGGAUAGAAGGAGAGACGGACGCGAAAGAGCCAGUUUUUCCCGUUUUCUUUUUGUAUUUUUUUUGCCUCUUUUAGUUCGCGCCGCUCACUUUAUUCCAGCUCUUCCUUUCCUCAUAUUUUUGCUCCAGCUCCUCCGCACAGCAGUCCGCGGCUCUUUUCUCCCUUUCCCCGCCGCAGGAGUUCAGGUUGUCCCCUCUUAAUCUUCAUCUUGGACCGGAUACUCAGAGGCUUUGACCCUAGAGGACUGGGUUUGUGGGAUAUGGCCCAAUAGCAGCAGCCCGUGAUGCCGGACCAUGACAGCGACUCCCUCCUGAACAGACAGACCAAGCGACGACGUGUGGACAUUGGUGUCAAGAGGACAGUGGGUAGCACAGCCUCCUCCACAGCAGCAGCUACUACCGAUAACAUCGCCCGCGCCAAAGCAGCCAUUUUCAGUGCCAUGAACUCUCUGAGCUCCCAUUCUCACCACGGAUCAGACAACGACUCCAUGGAGUGCUCUGUAGUGCAGCCACAUGGUGGGCCUGGCGUCGUGUCAGCAGGCGACAGUGAGUCCAAAUCAAAUGUACUCCGAAAGCUACUGAAGAGGGCCAACUCAUAUGAGGAUGCCAUGAUGCCCUUCCCUGGCACCACCAUUAUCUCUCAGCUUCUCAAGAAUAACAUUGCAAAAAAUGGAGGCGGACCUGAGAGAGGGGAAAGAGGAGAUAGAGUUGAAUCAGGUUUCCCUGGAUCAGGGCUCUCGAAUGCUAGCUCUGAUGCCCCGCAGGAAGAUGCAUGCAGUAACUCCUCCCAGGACAGCACCCCUCAGGAGUGCUUGUCACCAUUUGGUCGUCCUCCUGGCCUGGCCACCUUUGACAUUGAACGUCUCAAUGAUGAACACCUGCGUGCCAAGCGGGCCCGUGUAGAGAACAUUAUACGUGGUAUGAGCCACUCGCCAAGCGUGGUGGUGCCUGCUGCUUCCCGUCAUGAGCGUGACCAUGAGAUGGAUGGAGAGCGGGAUCUAGAACUGGAUUGUCCACCUCCUCAGUCCCAACAGCAAGCCCCGAGCAGUCCACGGGGAGGUGAAGUGUGCAGUAGCAGCCGAGAGAAUAAGCGCAAACAGCGACUGCCUCAGCAGCAGCAGCAAAGCUUCACCCAGCUGGUGUGUCAGAGAAAGGAACAGAAGCAGGAGGAGCGGCGGCAGCUCAAGCUGCAGCUGGAGGACAUGCAAAAGCAACUACGGCAGCUCCAGGAGAAGUUCUUUCAGAUCUAUGACUCCACCGAUGACUCAGAGCACACCGACCUUCACAAUGACAUAGGAAACAUGUCAGAGGACAGCCCUGGCAGGUCCGACACUGGUGGAGAUGACCGGGGCGGAGAUGACUUGCGCUCUGACAAUGAGAUGGCUGAUUUGGAUCCAGGCCAUUUCCUUGACAGGGCGCGGGCUCUGCUUCAGGAGCAGGCCUUGUUGGCCAACACUGAAAAGCCAAGAAGAGAUGGCCUCAGCCGAAACAAAGGACAGGGAGGUCCAGGUUCCUCCAUGCAUGCUGAAGGUAAACAGCUAGCAGAAACACUGAAGCAAGAGCUCAACUCAGCCAUGACCCAGGUGGUGGACACAGUGGUAAAGGUGUUUGCUAAACCUCCUCGCCCUACUCCUCAGCAGGCCUUCCCACCUCUUUCUAUACCCCCUGAAAGAUUUCCUGCUGCUGUCAAUGGAGACAACCCAAAUUUCCACACCGCUAACCAGAGGCUGCAAUGUUUUGGUGAUGUCAUCAUUCCUAAUCCACUCGAUUCCUUUGCUAGCAUGCCUGGCAUACCAGGGCCUAUCAAUGACCAAACUGAGGCACUGCCUUUAGUAGUACGUAAGACACCCAGCGAGCAUCACCACCAGUCUUCAGCUGUGGGUGCACAUGGUGGUAGCCACCAUCCAGCUCUCCAUCCAUCAUCUCUCUCUGCCUCCAUGGGCUUCAGCCCUCCCUCCUUUCGACAUCCCUUUCCACUGCCACUCAUGGGUUACCCCUUCCAGACUCCCAUUGGCCCACCCACAGCUUACCCAGGCAAGGACCGUACUUCACCAGACUCCAUGGACCUGCCCAGAGAGACCACCAGUUUGAGAACAAAGAUGGCAUCAGGUCACCACCUGGGGCACCACCAUCGCUCUUGUUCACCAGCGCACCCUGGCAGCACAGCCGAAAGCCUGUCCUUGUCCCUAAUCAAGUCAGAGUGCAGUGAUCUCCAGGACAUGGCUGACAUCUCACCUUACUCAGGCAGCAAUAUCCAGGAGGGCCUCUCCCCUAAUCAUCUGAAGAAGGCCAAACUCAUGUUUUUCUACACCCGCUACCCAAGCUCUAACAUGCUGAAGAUGUUUUUCUCUGACGUCAAGUUUAACCGCUGCAUCACCUCCCAGCUGAUCAAGUGGUUCAGCAACUUCAGGGAGUUCUACUACAUCCAGAUGGAGAAAUUUGCCCGGCAGUCCAUCAACGACGGUGUUACUGGAGCCGAGGAGCUGAGCGUCAGCCGGGACUGCGAGCUCUUCCGAGCCCUCAACAUGCACUACAACAAGGCCAACGACUUUGAGGUCCCCGAUCGCUUCCUGGAGGUGGCUGAGAUUACAUUGCGGGAGUUCUUUAAUGCCAUCGUGGCUGGCAAAGACGUGGACCCAUCCUGGAAGAAGGCCAUCUACAAGGUCAUCUGCAAACUGGACAGCGAGGUCCCUGAGAUCUUCAAGUCCCCAAAUUGCCUUCAGGAGCUUCUACAUGAGUAAAAUUCCUCCUACACCUCCAUCUCUGCUCAUCUCUUUGCGCUUAUUUUGUUUGUCGUUUCUGAUUUAAUUGAAUUUUUCAAAAAAGUCCCCCUUAGUUUUUUUUUUAUUAUUAUUAUUAUUUCUAACUAAACCUUUGAUUUUUUUUUUCUUUUGUUCUUUUAUUAUUAUUUUUGAAUGUAUAAAAGUUAUGGAGUAGCAUUCCCAAACUAAAGCCUGUGUGGCAUUUCCUAAAUGAUCUAGCUAUUGUGUUGUUGUUCAUAUAUUAUUAUGGUUAUUAUAUGUUUUGUUUUUCUAACAUUCUGAAGUGAAGAGACUUUUAUUACUGGGUGUUUUUGGACCGUGUGAGCCCUCACCUGAAUGGCCUGUUUUAUGAACAAUUCUACCUGAGUGUGCAGAGGGACUUUACAUUUACACCACUACGAACACAGGCAGGGUUUACUAAGAAACUGCAUCCCUCCAGUUCUAGGGGCAUCCUGACAAACUGUUUCCUGCUUGGCUGCCCAAUAGACUCUUCUUUAUAAGAUGUCACUAAGAAGACACACAUGCACACAAAAUCGAGGCCUACUGUGGUUAUUGACUGGACUAAAACUGGACUCGUGUUACUGGUCAGCACUGGUCUGCAGAACUUGGACUGGUUUUAAGAGGCUACUGAAGUCUACCACCUUUUGAAGUGUAUUUUCCCUUAAAAGCAGGGCAUUGUGUUUAUUGGGUGUACAUUAUUUUGAUUAAUAUUCUUAUUGUUGUUUAUGAUUAUUUGUCAUUUUUUUGCUUGCUGAAGAUUGGCACUUCAAGACUUGUUUGUCCCUUGAUGCCGUUGCAGAAGAAAAAUAAAUUAUUAUUAAUAUUA
This is a messenger RNA of Poecilia reticulata (guppy), 5034 nucleotides long. RefSeq names its product prospero homeobox 1a. The record is from RefSeq and is a predicted model, not a curated record. NCBI's taxonomy places the organism in Eukaryota, Metazoa, Chordata, Actinopteri, Cyprinodontiformes, Poeciliidae. Gene Ontology annotation, biological process: regulation of transcription by RNA polymerase II. Gene Ontology annotation, cellular component: nucleus. Gene Ontology annotation, molecular function: RNA polymerase II cis-regulatory region sequence-specific DNA binding; DNA-binding transcription factor activity, RNA polymerase II-specific.